Molecule: messenger RNA, 1592 nt
Organism: Colletotrichum godetiae
Lineage: Eukaryota; Fungi; Ascomycota; Sordariomycetes; Glomerellales; Glomerellaceae
Exons: 4
Coding region: 149-1270 (373 amino acids)
Cellular component (GO): cytoplasm; ribonucleoprotein complex; nucleus
Molecular function (GO): mRNA binding
Source: RefSeq, a predicted model, not a curated record
CACCGAACUUCCAUUCUCCAUCAAUCCGAAUCUUCGUUCCUGUCACCGGGUCCAAGUUCGCACGUCAUCUGUUAUCACGCACUUCACCGAAACGCAGCCUCAACCACCACAAACCUCCGUCUCCAUCCACCAGACCAAUACCGCCAAAAUGUCUGCUGCCGUCGAGAAGGUUUCCGAAGCCGUCAAUGACGUUACCAAUGCUCUGAGCAAUGCCACUAUCUCCGACAAGGCCGCCGACAAGCCUGCCGCCAACAACGAUGCCGUCCUCGCCAGCGCUGCUGAGGGACGUCGUCUGUACAUCGGCAACCUGGCCUACGCGACAACGGAGGGGGAGUUGAAGGAGUUCUUCAAGGGUUACCUUGUCGAGUCCGUCUCCAUUCCCAAGAACCCUCGCACCGACCGACCCGUUGGCUACGCCUUCGUCGACCUCUCUACCCCAUCUGAGGCUGAGCGCGCCAUCUCUGAGCUUUCCGGCAAGGAGAUUCUCGAGCGUAAGGUCUCUGUUCAGCUUGCCCGCAAGCCUGAGCCCGCUGGAGAGAAGACUGAGGGCGCCAACGGUGAGGGUGCUGGUGAGGGAAACCGCCGCCGCGCCUCCGGUCGUGGCCGUGGACGUGGCCGCGGCCGUGGCGGUCGUGGUGCCCGCGGUGGCCGCAACGAGGAUGGCACUCCCAUCGAGGGCGCUGCCGCCGAGGUCCCUGCUGGUGCUCCCGCUACCUCUGAGGUUCUGCCUCUGACUGACGCUACCAACAAGGAUGCCGCCAAGACCCAAAAGGCCGGCGAGUCCGCUGAGGCUCGUGCCCCCCGUGAGCGUCGCGAGCGUGGCCCUCCCGCCGAUGGCAUUGCCUCCAAGACCAAGGUCAUGGUCGCCAACCUUCCCUACGACCUGACCGAGGAGAAGCUCAAGGAGCUCUUCGCCGCCUACGAGCCUUCUUCCGCCAAGAUCGCUCUCCGCCCCAUCCCCCGCUUCAUGAUCAAGAAGCUUCAGGCUCGCGGUGAGCCCCGCAAGGGUCGUGGCUUCGGCUUCGUCACCCUCGCCUCUGAGGAGCUCCAGCAGAAGGCUGUCUCCGAGAUGAACGGCAAGGAGAUUGAGGGCCGCGAGAUCGCCGUCAAGGUCGCUAUCGAUAGCCCCGACAAGACCGAUGAGGAGGCCAACGCCCCCAAGGAGGAGACCAAGUCCAACGGCACCCCGGAGGCUGCCACCGAGGCCGCGGCUGCUCCUGCUGCUGCUGCUGAGACCCCGGCCGCUGCCGCUCCCGCCACCACCGCCUAAAUGUAGGCGACCAACCUACAGCCCCGGCAAUGUGUCUCGGCCCAACCUCCCGAGACACUGCCUUUACGAGCUUUACGAUGCGGUACCUGUUACGACGAUUUCAAUUUUUUGGAAGUGCCCACCAAAAAGGUGGCCAAUGACAUCUACGUCUGCCUUUUGACCAGAUUCGCUCUCGGUAGAUAGGCCAAACAAGAUGUGCAGGGCUGCCACCAUCCCUAAACUAAUACACAUGAUCUUACCGGCCACCUCUUCUGUACCUGUUACCUAACCUCCCAUUUCCUCCGUAACCCUCUGCUGGGUUGUAAAUUAGCUUAAGCUGGAG